Molecule: messenger RNA, 2090 nt
Organism: Drosophila suzukii
Lineage: Eukaryota; Metazoa; Arthropoda; Insecta; Diptera; Drosophilidae
Gene: Mur11Da
Product: Mucin related 11Da
Source: RefSeq, a predicted model, not a curated record
CCUUCGAAAUGUGGAGAGUGUUUGCCUGUUUAGUCCUGAUGUCAGCUUUGACCUUCUCCAAGGGUCAUCGCGGAGAUUACCCGGGAUUUCAACGUCUAAAAAAUGUUCCGAGUUAUAACCAACGACCCUGUGGCCCCCGAGUUUGUGGCAAAAGCGGGCUUUGCUAUCGCAGUUUUGAAAGUAUCUGUGAACUCAACGACUAUAAUGUAAAGCUGAUAUUCAGUGGCCAAGAUGAAUUCGUUUUGACAGACCCUAUUUAUUGCCAAGAGGCACCGUCGCUGCCGCCGCCAAAGCUUAUUGAUGUGGGCUACUAUUAUAAUCACCGAAGUUUGGUGGUAGCUCAACCGCCCCGCUCGCUUUACUCACCCCGCCUACCCAGACCCAGAAUUUCCAAUGAUCCAGAAUAUAUCAGAAAUUACGACGCGAUCCCACCAUCAGAUAAUUAUGAUACAGCGCCGGACUACGAUCUUCCGUAUCCGAUAUGGUCUUUUAAGAGGCCUCAAGCUCCGCGGAGAAGGAACCGAGUGAGUUACAGGCCUCCAUAUUGGAACUACCCCACCAGGCGACCAGAAGCAACCAGGCGGCCAUGUUAUGAGACAACAAGAACCACCACAAAAGCUCCUAUAUCAACUAAGAUCCCCACGUAUUCAACAACAACCACAGCAACUGAGCCAUCUACAACUACGACUGCAACUGAAACUACAACGUCUACUAGUGAAGCAUCUACGACAACAGCAAGCACUGAAGCUUCUACAACAACAAGCACCGAGAGAACAACGACAACUUCAAGACCGACAACAACUACAACUAGAUCAACAACCACAGAACCAACAACCUUAAAAUCAACGACUCAGUUAACAACAACUACCGAAACAACCACAGGACCAUCAACGACAACAUCCACAGAUCCUUCUACCACGACAACGCAAGAGCCCACAACGACAACAACUACAGAAUCAUCCACUACAACGACAACGGAUCCGUCCACAAGCACAUCCAUAGAAUCUUCUACAACGACAACAACAAAUUCAACAACAAAUCCAACAACAGAUCCAACAACAAAUCCACCAACAGAUCCAACAACAGAUCCAACAAGAGAUCCAACAACAGAUCCAACUACAGAUCCAACAACAGACCCAACUACAGACCCAACUACAGACCCAACUACAGAUCCAGCAACAAAACCAACUACAGACCCAACUACAGAUCCAGCAACAGAACCAACUACAGAUCCAGCGACGACGGCAUCGAAUUCAACAACAACUACAGAGUCUUUCAGCACAACAACCACAAACGCUUCUACAACAACGACUACCGAUCCUUCCACAACAACGACAUCAACAACGACAGAUCCAACAACGACAACCACUUCAGAAUCUUCCUCUACGUCGACAACGGCUCCAUCCACAACAACAACUUUAUCGUCUUCUACAACGACAACGGCUCCAUUCACAACGACAACUUUAUCGUCCUCUACAACGACAACGGUUCCAUCCACAACGACAACUUUAGCGUCUUCUACAACGACAACAAAUAACCCGACAACAACUACAACAGAAAACUCCACAUCUUCUGCUACAACAACAACAACAGCUUCCACAUCAACUACAACCACAGAUUCUUCUACAACGACAACAACAGAUCCAACAACGAUAUCAACUACAGAUUCCUCUACGACAACAACAACGGAUGCCUCCACAACUUCAAACACUGCCGCAUCUGCUCAACCCUUGACUGUUGAGGUCAGAAAUGCGGACGAACGGCUUGUAGAUUUCGAUUUGGAAGCCGUGGCCUUGAACACGGAUACGGGAGAACCAAACUGCACGGAGAUCACCAAAGUCCUGAUAACCACAGGAUCAAGGAUCGUCUUUCAGUUCUCUGGAUGUAUUGUGGCAAGGACUUCUUCAAGUAUAUCCACAACUCCGACCAGCACUACUACAACUCCGAAAAGCACCACGGGAACAACAUCGCCUCAGGAAACGCCAUCCUACCAGUGGUAUGGUCAAUCCACGAACUAUGCCCAAUCUCAUGUCAUAUAUACCUACUAGUUGGACAUUGUUUUUAAGGCCCCAAUAAAGAGAAUCUGAUAC